AUGACAGAGAGAGAGACGAUUUCGAAGAAAAUUUUGGAAAAUAUAGAGCACAAGAAAAUUUUGCGCCAGAAAAUUUGGUUCCAAUUUAAUGGAAUUCUUCAUGAAUCAAAUGUCGGUGUAAUUUUCCAUGGUGGCUUGAGCAUUGCGGCAAAAAUCAUAGAAGAGAACUUGGUCGGGAAAAAUGUCACCGUCAUCGGAGGAUUCACGACUCUUUCGUAUCAAAUUCAGGUUGCUUGUUUCUUGGCAAAGAUACGAUUUAUUGCUUUGGACUCUGAAGAGCAAGAACGAUUUGAUUUUAUUGACCUCAUCGAGUCUGAGGCUGUUUUUCUCGACGAAACAUCUAUCCGCUCCGACUUUUCAUUAACCCUAAAAAAUAUGAUUCCAGUUUAUCGAUUCGGCGAAAAGUACCCUCAUCUCCGCAUGAACAUCACUAAUUCCAGCGAGUCGAAAAAGAUCACUUUUCAUGGAAGCUUUUCGACCUCAGAUUUUGAAAAGGUCAAAGAAGUUGUUGACUCAACUUCAAGUUCUGAUGUUGCCUGUUUUUCCACGACAUCUGGAAGCACUGGGAGGCCGAAGAUUAUUCAGUACGCGAAUAGAAUGACUUUCAACCCAGUUUUUGAGAAUGACCCAAAAGGAGUUUCAGGAGCUGUGGGUCUUGUGAAACGAUUUGGACGAGACUUUAGAUAUUUUCUUGGCGAAGUAGCGGGAGCACUUUUCAUCAAUUUUGUCACUCACAUGACACACGGACUCAUCUGCCAAUUUUUACGAAAUGAGGGUCGAAACAUCCUUCUUGCAGACAACAACGACAUCACUAAUUCAUUGGCGGCGAUGAAAAAACUGAACUGUAUAACAGCUGUUAUGUAUCUUCCAAAAUGCUUGGAGAUUAUGGAAUCGGAAGCUUUCCGGAAAAUUAAGCCCGAUUCACUUCUUAUUUUGCUGAUAACCGGGACCAAGGUGCACCCUGAACACUGCCAGAGAAUAAAAUCAAAAUUCGAACAAGUUCUCCAUCGAUCUCCAGUGAUUCUCAAAGGCUACGGAUCAACAGAAUGUUCUGGCUUCUUCGUCCGACACGGAAUUCUUACCAGUGAAGAAGUUCAAUUCAAAACUGAUGGAAAAUUUACAAUAUCAAAGGAGUACGAGCUCAGGAUCGUCGAUGAAAACAACAACGAUGUUCGACAAGGAAAAAUCGGAGAAAUCAUUGUCAAAACACCCGAUCUCAUGCUCGGUUAUAAGAACCAUCCGAAACAAGAAGGAUGGUAUCGAAUGGGAGAUGAAGGCUUUCUGGACGAGUUUGGAAAUUUGAACAUUGUUGGAAGAGUCAAAGAGCAAAUCAUUCUUAAAAGCACGAAGAAAUCGAAUUGCUCUCUUCUUGAGGAAAAGAUUCUUCUUUCUGGCUGUCCGAUUAAAGAAGCGGUUGUUUUAAAUCGAAGAAACUCAGAUGGUUAUGAUGAUAUCAUUGCGAUUCUUGUCUGCGAAAAUUUCCAAGCAGCCGAUAUCAUUUCAAAAAUCACGAGUCUUCUAGCAGCAGAAAUAAAGGACACUCCAAAGGUUUUCUGCCAAGAAAAGAGCUUCCCCAAACUGGCGAGUGGCAAAUACGACAGAAGAGCUUUAUUCAAUAAGUAUUUCUUGUGA
This is a messenger RNA of Oikopleura dioica, 1632 nucleotides long. The record is from the annotation of a GenBank genome assembly. NCBI's taxonomy places the organism in Eukaryota, Metazoa, Chordata, Appendicularia, Copelata, Oikopleuridae.